CGUCCCCCGUCCCCGGUCCCCGCCACCGCCACCCCUGAUCGCUGGCCGCUAGCCGCCGGAAGCCCGGGGGAUGCGGUGAACUGGAAUAUUCCCUAAUCAAUCAAAUUACAGAUAUGCCUCACAGAACCGAGCUGUACCAGGACGUACCCUCGACAUGCUGGCCGAUCGUCUACUCUCCGGGAUACAACAUCACAUUCAUGGGCUUGGAGAAGCUCCAUCCAUUUGAUGCAGGAAAAUGGGGGAAGGUGAUCAAUUUCCUGAAAGAAGAAAAGUUGAUUGCAGAUGACAUGAUUGUAGCAGCCCGUGAAGCAACAGAAGAAGACCUGCUGGUGGUACACACGAGGCGAUACUUAAACCGGCUGAAGAACCAUAUCUUGGAGAGCUCUCCAGAGUGGUCGUUCGUCGUGGCAACGAUUACUGAAAUCCCUCCAGUGCUUUUUCUUCCUAAUUUCCUGGUGCAGAGGAAGGUGUUGAAGCCACUAAGAACCCAGACAGGAGGGACGAUAAUGGCAGGUAAACUGGCAGUUGAUCGAGGAUGGGCCAUCAACGUAGGUGGUGGAUUCCAUCACUGCUCCAGUGAUAAAGGUGGAGGGUUUUGUGCUUACGCUGACAUCACAUUGUCUAUUAAGUUUCUGUUUGAGCGAGUAGAAGGUGUGUCCAGAGCCACUAUUAUAGAUCUAGAUGCACAUCAGGGAAAUGGCCACGAGAGAGACUUCAUGUAUGAUAAUCGAGUGUAUAUUAUGGACGUCUACAAUAGAUACAUUUAUCCAGGGGAUGGGUUUGCUAAACGAGCCAUAAAGCGGAAGAUUGAACUGGACUGGGGGACGGAAGACAAAGAAUAUCUCCAGAAGGUAGAGAUGCACGUGGCGGGAGCACUGAAUGAACUGAGGCCAGAUGUUGUUAUUUAUAAUGCAGGAACCGACAUUCUGGAUGGGGAUCCACUCGGAGGCCUCGCCAUCUCCCCCCAGGGCAUUGUGAAAAGAGAUGAGAUCGUGUUCCGAGCUGCCCGCACCCACCGUGUUCCCAUCUUGAUGGUGACCUCCGGAGGUUAUCAGAAGAGGACAGCUCGGAUCAUUGCCGACUCCAUCCUGAAUCUCCAUAGCUUGGGGCUCAUUGACAAGAAUCUUGCAACCGGCGAAGCCAAAAGCUCCGAGGUAGAACUGAUGCUCAGAACUACACCCCUGUUGGAAGCGACUCAGCUGCCAGUGUAGAGAGAGCACUUGUCCUCCCUCUUCGUCAUCUUAGUUAAUUUAAAGGAGCCGACUAAUUAUGUGGUAUUUAAAUCUAGAACUGUGAUUGGAUCCAUGUCAGUAGAUAGAAAAACAUUUUGGGAGAGAGUUUCUGGGACUGUUUUUGUGUAUUUAUUUUUUUUAUUUAUUUUGAAGACCCUGAAGAAGGGUUGACGUGGUCUAAGCGAAUGCAGAUCAGUUACUCCCUAGAAUCCUGUGGGAGGUUUUGGUGUACAGCAGGAACUCUCAUGAGCCACCAGAAAGCUUGACCUCAGUUGCUCGGAGUUUGGUCGCUUUGGAGGGGGUGGGGAAAAGGGAAGCUUUUGGCCUAGUGUGAGUCUGCCCCUGGAACAGGGUCAGAAAAGCAGCCAGGGCCCCAGUGGGCAGAAUCAGUGGCUGCUGCUUGGUUGCCGUUGGUAUGCUCCGGAAGUGAAUUCUGGAAAAGGGGGGAGAAGGAGGGAGGGAGGAAAAGAAAGAGUUGGAGAGAGAAGGGGACACAGCAGGCAGAGUGAUCUCCCCUUGUUUGAGGAGCCAGGUGGGGAUCUGCGCAACAACGAUUAGGCUCACUUGAACCACCUCUUCCUCUCUCGGAUUUUCUGCUAGUUGUUUGUGUGUGCAUCAUAAUUGGCCUCGCUUUCUUCUUUGGUUUCAACUUUGUUUGCUGAUUGUGGCUCCCAUAUGGGCUUUCUCAGCCAAACACUUACUCCUGGGGUGAAGUUCCCCAUCAGUGGUGCCCUCUUCACACAUGAAGGACGACUCUCUGUAUUUCAUUCCACAGCCCUUCAUUUCCUUAGACAUUUCAAGUCUUUCCCAAACAACCGAUCAUUGAAAUCUGAGUUGGUGAAUCUGAGUUUAUUAGCACUGGCCCUUGCUCUCAGUGCUUAAAAUAAAUCAGGCUGCAGGCCUAGAAGAAAUGAAAUAUUCCCUCCUGUUCCUUUCUGCAUGGUUUUCGUGCAAUGCUUUAUCUAGUGGGCAGGAAAAUGAGCAAGAAUCCAUACUUGAUAUAGGCAGAAACUUCUGUAUUCAGUUCUGCCAAAAUUAGUUCUUUCACUACAUGCUUUGGCUAGAACACUGUCAGGAAACCGGGGGAUGUUCUUGCAACAACGCUAGCUUGUUUGGAUCCAGCACCAUGUGGUGUCAGAACAAACCGCUGUGUGCCUAGAUGCGGGCACAUGGCAUAAGACAUGGGCGAGUACUCCAGAAUGAGUCUUCUUUAACCCAGGGUUCUGCAGGAAUGCCUCACCCACGUUCUAGGAGAACUUGGUGUACUUUCUUGGCCCAGAGAGAUGAAGAGCAGGAGGAAGUGAGGAUGGGUAGGUAGGCAGAAGUGGGAAGGAGGGUAUAGUGAGGAAAGGACCUGGGAAAUAAGGGUGGGGUCAUUGCCCAUGUGUGCAGGCUGAAUAUAGUUUUUUUUUCAGCUGCUUGAAUUUUCAAACCUCUUUGCAAGGCUGUGUUUAAGAACAGUCACCCACUUAAUAGGUUACCAAUUUGCAGAGGCUUAUCUCUUCGUAUCCCAAAUGGAAACCAUGAGGUCAGCCUUUCUUGGAGCCAGAGACAUGAAGAAUCCUUCUGGGAGUCUUUUGAACAAGGUUUCCCUCCAGAAAUGGGUUAACAGGACAACUCCGUGCUGCUCCCAAAUGACAUCAGAAGGAAGAGGACUCAGCUCUGAGAUUGUUUUGUUUUACUAGUGGGUGAAGGUGCAGAAGUUCUCCAAUUUAGUUGUGGUGGGGCGGUAUUUUCAGUCUCCCUCCGAUGAGAUCGAUUGAGCACUGAACACUGAAGCAACUUAGGAGUAAAUAUUACUGUCGGUGGUCUGGCUUGUUCUGUUCCUUUGGAUCUUCUCCCAUUCAGGAGCUUGUGAAGUUUUUCAAAGAACAUCCUGUAGGUUUUGGGAGUAGAGUAAAUAGGCAAGGGGAGUUGCACUUAAACUUGAGGUCUGUCUCCUCCAGAAAGGGUCAGAGCCAUGGAGGAGGUUUCUCUUAUUUUCCUCUUCUUUUGACUUAAUGAGGUCUUUCAUUUGCUUUCCAAGGAAAGCCAGGGGUGCUAAUCAGAACAGUUGGGGGAUGCAUUAUCUCAGGAGAGGCUUUCCCAACUUGUGACCAAUGGGCCAUUUCCCAUACAUCUUGGCUCUGGGGCAGGUUUCAUCCUCCCAGUUGGGAAUUCAGUUGCUCAGUGGUGAUGCAGUAGCUGUAACUCUAAGCUGCUGACUUAUCACCGGAUGGAAAUAGCAAAUGCUUACUACUUACCACUGGUCACCUCCACCACCACAGACUCUGCAGUUUCGGGAUGAGCUGUACUGAUUUGCACAGUCAAGUCGUGAAAUGGCUCCUUCUUGGAGGAACCUCGAGUCAAGGCUUAAAAUCCACUUCCACAUUCCGUGGGAGCACCGUGACAUAAAAACAAAGCAAAACAAAAACUAGUGUCUGCACUUAAUGGGAAUAGCAUCCGAGCUCAGCCCUUCUUGGAUUGUGAGCCCCUUGAGGGCCAGGGACUGUGUCUAAUUUUCACCCGUGUAUUUUUCCCCAGUACAGCACUCUGGACAAAAUAAGUGCUUAAUAAAUACCACACUACUACUACUACUUGGUUUAGGAGGAGACCUGUAUGGAAUUUUCAAGCACCCCCAAAAUGAUGCUGGUUUGACUUCCAGGAGUCAGAGCCUCACUGCACACUCUAGGACAAGACGCCAGUUCUUUCGGCUAACAGCGGUGCCACAGUCUUAAACAGUCACAUUUAGCCGUCAUGGGAAAACUUACCUCUUUUAACAUUAGCUCUUAAGCGGUACAAGUCCACUGUUGUAGAAAGCUACACAAGUUCUAAAAUGUUCAUGCUUUGCACCACGUUUGGCAAGAUGCACUAAUGCUAGGAUUGUGAUUUAGUGAUUUAAAAUGCACUUUUUCAACUCCCCACUGACAGGACAACAGAGCACUGCGAGGGGAAGUGAACGUUGACUUUUUUCCUAGAUUUCUUGGAUAUGUGGUACUUAAACACAUGUCAUUAUACUUUCUCCUUUGUUAUAAUUUUUAUAAGACAAUAUUUGUAUGAGACACAGUACUAGUGCCAUCCAGACUCUUCAAGACAGGGGUUUGGUUUGUGUUUAGUGUUUCUAUUCUCAUGUGAAAUUAUUAAACUAAUUUAACUGACUUGC
Ornithorhynchus anatinus (platypus) is the source of this 4374-nucleotide messenger RNA. It is a transcript of the gene HDAC11, whose product is annotated as histone deacetylase 11. Bases 114 to 1211 code for a protein of 365 amino acids. The record is from RefSeq and is a predicted model, not a curated record. Gene Ontology annotation, molecular function: histone deacetylase activity. The transcript has 12 exons. NCBI's taxonomy places the organism in Eukaryota, Metazoa, Chordata, Mammalia, Monotremata, Ornithorhynchidae.